This is a messenger RNA of Nerophis lumbriciformis (worm pipefish), 3976 nucleotides long. RefSeq names its product zinc finger and BTB domain containing 10 (gene zbtb10). Gene Ontology annotation, molecular function: RNA polymerase II cis-regulatory region sequence-specific DNA binding; DNA-binding transcription factor activity, RNA polymerase II-specific; protein binding. NCBI's taxonomy places the organism in Eukaryota, Metazoa, Chordata, Actinopteri, Syngnathiformes, Syngnathidae. Gene Ontology annotation, biological process: regulation of transcription by RNA polymerase II. The record is from RefSeq and is a predicted model, not a curated record.
UCGAGGUGCAUUGUGGGGAGGAAAGUCGUUGCCAUUCGACCUCUGCGGGGCCUGCGCGGACGCAGCGAGAACCCAGAAAUUCAUUAUGCGUUUAAAAGCUUUAUUAAUUUCCGCAUAACCGACAUUCUCUCACCGCGGAGGGCGGAGGACGAGCAGCGACGGCCGGCCAUCUCUUUCGGGUGGGAGAGGAGCCUGAAUAAAAAAAAGAUUACAUUACUGCCGUGGCGGGGAGACUGUUGAGGAUUUUAUUAUAAGAGACAAAAAAAAACAUGUCCGGGGAGAGAAACCGCAGGUCGCUGGCGUUCCGAGGCGGUGGAUUAGCCCCGAUAGCGGGCUCCGGAGGCGUCGGUGGGGGGAACAGCUGGGAGGCCCCGGCCUGUCAGGACCAACAUUUUAACGGCAACCGGCUGAACCCGGACGACGACGGGGACCUCGGAGCGAAGGGACCAACGCGGAAGCGAGUGGAGGGCGCCGGGUCGGUAAGCGACAGCACGGAGCCCGAGGCGGAGGAGGAAGAGGACGCGGAGAAAGCAGCCGGGAACGCAGGCUCGGAGCUGGAAGCGGCGAACGGUUUCAGGGAGGCAGCGGCGGCGGGCGGCGACGGAGCCGAGUCCGGCAGCGGCGAGGCGGCGCCCAGGAAGUGCGGCGUGGAGAUGAGACCCCAGACGCUGCUCCAGAAGCACUCGCUCUUCCACGCGUCGUGGCUCCGGGAGUUCCCGUGGCUUAAGUUCUGCCAGGAGACGGGGCUCAUGUCGUGCUCCUGGUGCCACGACGCGGCCACCAGAAACGGCGACGAGCUCAUCAAAGGCAGCCGAAACUACAAGAGGGCCUUGCUGCUCCGACAUCACCUGUCGUCCGAGCACGGCAGGAAUUACCCCGGCAAGCAGAAGGAGACGGGGAGGCCCGCCGACAACGCCAGCCCGUCCACCAACUCUUCCGACGAAGACUUCCGCAACAAGCCCCAUGAGAACUCGUACUGCUACCAGCUGCUCCAGGAGUUGGACAAGCAGCGCAAGAGUGGCAUCCUUUGCGAUGUCAACAUCGUCGUCUCGGGCCAAGUGUUCCGCGCGCACAAAAACAUCCUGGUGGCAGGCAGCCGCUACUUCAAAACCCUCUACUGUCUGACCCAGACCGAGCCCCAGGACCAGGCCACUGUUACGCACCUGGACAUGGCUGCCAUCCAGGGUUUCUCGGUCAUUCUGGACUUCCUCUACUCGGGGAACUUGCUGCUCACGAGCCAAAACGCCAUCGAGGUCAUGUCGGUGGCGAGUUACCUCCAGAUGACCGAGGUGGUGCACUCGUGCCGGGCAUUCAUCAAGGAUGCCCUCAACAUCAGCAUCAAGCAGGAGGCCCCCGACUCGGUUGUAGUGGACUACAACAAGAGGCAAACGGUGGCCAAAGACGGGCACCGUGGUUCGGACCGGAAGCCGACCAACUUCUGGGCGACGAGCAUCCUGUCCAAGUUGUCAAUCAAAGCCAGCAACAACCAAGGAAAAGAGGCCGCGACGGAGGACGAGGAAGACUGCGGCAGAGUAAAGGAGGAGUCCAGCGACAUCGAGGUGACGACGGUCGGUGGUGAGGGCUGUGCCCUGGUGCCCCCGCGGAGCUGGAGCCAACACAACGACAACUCCUCUGAUUCAGCAGAGACCAACGAGCCGCGCUCGGCAGGUGCCCAAGUGUUCGUCUGGAACGAGUCGGCCACGGACGGUGGCACAGGUGCAGAGAUAAAACGCGAGGCGCCGGACGCUGCUGCCGGGAGCGGACGCCGGAAAAAGCAGACCACCACGCGGAGGUUCGUCUACAACUUCCCGCCAGAGCCUGAGGAGGGCUUCGACGAGGGGAUGUUCAUCCAGCCGUCAGCUUCUUACCCCAGAGAGGACUUCUCUUCACUCUCAGAAAACGCCGAGCUGGCCAAUCAGAUCCAGUAUAGCAUCAUCCAGCAAGGGGAAUCCUGGGAGAAUGGCGAGUCGCCGCUCCUCGCCAUCAACAAGCUCAAGUGCCCCCACUGUAACUAUAUCGCCAAGCACCGGCGCACGCUCAAGAGGCACCUGGUCAUCCACUCGGGCGUGCGCUCCUUCAGCUGUGACAUCUGCGGAAAGCUGUUCACUCGCCGUGAGCACGUCAAGAGACAUUCCCUGGUGCACAAGAAGGACAAAAAGUACAAGUGCAUGGUGUGCAAGAAGAUCUUCAUGCUGGCCGCCAGUGUGGGUAUCCGCCACGGCUCGCGGCGCUACGGCGUGUGCGUGGACUGCGCCGACUCACACCAGGCCACCCAGGAGGGUCUGGAGGCCAUGGAGGCCAUGGAGUUCCCCCGCGACGACGACUUCGAGGGUGAGGAGGGCGAGGACCUGGAGGGGGAGGAGCCUGCUGACAACGACCAAUCAAAUUGGGCAGAGGGCAACGCUGGUGCUGCCCUGCAGGAGGACAAAGAGUUUUAAAUGAAUCGGUGUUUAAUAUAUGUGUGCUACAAAAGACGACAAGCUGGUAAACAAUCAACUCCAAAGUGCUAUCAAACCUUGAGGUUGCUUAAUUGUGCGAGUUUGACAACGAUUUGAAAAAGCUUUGGUAGCGUGGUAACCCCGCCAUGUACAGAUUUUAUUAUUAUUAAUAUUAUUGAUGCCCACAAGAGAAAGAUUCUAAGAUAAAUCAGGUUUUUUUUGUUCUUUGGUGAUGUAUUUUUAUUAUUUCCUGUUAAGUGGGCAGGGUGACGUAGACGUGGGGUUAGGCCAAUCAUUUAAAAAAAAAAGUUAAUUAUUUAAUUUAAGAAGAGAGUGAAAGAGAAAGUUAUUAUGGUCUUAUCAGAUAAUCUAAUUGUUAUUUCUGUUUUGUUUUUUCUUGUGUAGAUGGUGUUUAGGUGCGCUCACUAUGUUCUGUAUUUUUGUUUAUAAUUAUGCGUUUUUUUUUUUUUUGCUUUCCCUGCACAAAUCUUGGAACCAAAAAAUCUGUUUCGUGACUCUAAUGUAUCUCAGCCAUAUUUAUGAUAUUUAAAAAGCUUAGGGGCUGUGACGUUGUGCCAAACAGACCGCACACCAAGAUUUAGCAGGAGAACGAAAAGAAAAUAAUUCAAAACUACUGAAUACGCUUAAAAGAAAAGACACCUUUUUAAAGAUACAUAUGUAUAUUAAAACAAAUCUAUAAAGUGCAAGGGGGAACUAUUCUAGUUAGCUUUAUACAAAUCACCGCGUCACAGUAACACUUUAUUGUCGAUGAAACAAAAAGCAUUUGACCUUCACUUAAAGCUUGAAUUGUUUGUUUUUUUGCCAAAUGAUUUGGUGCUGUAAUGAAUGCUUUAGUGGCAGAAAUACUGGACCUACACAGUCAGGCUUAUGGCAGGGGUGUCCAAACGUGAUGUUGAAGGAUAGGGAGCAGGGGCACUUUGAUAUUAUUUACUUUGUUCUUAUUCAAUUUAAGGCGCAAAAAACAAUCCAGUGUAGGCUAAGUUAUGCUCAGCCAGGGUGUGACACAUUGAGUGUUAAAACUGAAUUCCCAGAAGAUUUAGUGUGCUGUUUUUCGCACAAACUAAAAAUUAUAUUUAAGUUAGCUUAGCGGCCUUUGAAAAUCAUUUUUUUAUUUGUUUUGCUCAAGUUGCUGCAGCUCAGGGGAGGUUUGCCUAUACCCCUACGCUUAAGUUUUACGUAGCGUGGCCCUAAAUUCUUUUUUGUAAAGUGAUGCGGGCGGUAUUUAAUUUUAUUUCCAGAACACGCCCGCCGCAAAUGAGAUUUGGACACCCCUAGCUUAUGAUUCUUGUCGUCAUAACUGACUACGCUUCACCUCCUAUACAACACUGGCGACUAUCAGGUAAUCUUUGCCAUGCUUUUAACCUUUUUAUAAGUAGAUAGAACUACCGGCAGUACUUUUUAACGAGGACCUAAGUGGACGUCUUUAUUUUUGGUAAUAGUUUAUAUAUAUAUAUAUAUAUAUAUAUAUAUAUAUAUAUAUGUAUGUGUGUGUGUGUGUGUGUGUGUAUGUAUAUAUA